AUGAUCCUGCGCUGUAUGCAGUCCUCGGGCAGCAGUGGCACGAUUGCAUUGGGCACUGCUGUCAUAGCCGAUCUCUCGACUCGCGCCGAGCGAGGAAAGUAUACUGGAUACGCUGGAAUUGGAAUGGCACUAGGUCCGACACUUGGACCCGUUAUCGGUGGGCUGUUGGACCAUUUCCUGGGCUGGCGAUCGAUAUUUUGGUUCCUGGUCAUUCUAUCGGGUGUUUGCUUUGUUGUCAUCCUUGUUGUGUUUCCUGAGACAUGUCGAGCCGUCGUGGGAAAUGGGUCGGUGCCGCCAGCCUCGUGGAAUCGCCCACUGUGGACAUUAUUCAUCCGAACAUCACGAUUCGACGACCAACAAGGGUUCGCCGAUCACUCCACCAUUCAGGAACUGAAGAAGCGUCCAAACCCAAUUUCAGCUCUUUUGAUAGCCACGCAAAAAGAAAUGAGGUUGGUUCUAUUGUACGGAGCCUUUUUGUACGCAGGGUACAUGGCUGUGAUUAGCACUUUGUCGACCGAGUUGGCGAGUCGAUUUGGAUUCAACUCUAUCGAAAUUGGGCUGUGCUAUCUUCCCAUGGGCAUUGGGACCAUAAGCUCGCGCUGGGUAGUUGGCCGACUCUUGGACUGGAACUUCCGCCGCGAGGCACAUUUGCAGGGAAUGAUCAUUCACAAGAACCGACAGCAGGAAAUUGAACACUUUGAUAUCGAACGAGCACGCCUGGCGAUUACUCUUCCACUGAUCUAUGUGGCUAGUUUUUGCAUUUUAGCUUAUGGUUGGGUGAUGCAGUAUCGAACUUCCCUGGCUGGCCCCCUUGUGAUGCUGUUCUUCACUGGUCUUACAACUACAAGUGCAUUCAACACCCUGAGUACUUUGGUUGUGGAUAUCAAUUACAAAAGCGCCGCCACCGCUGCCGCAGCAAACAAUUUAUUUCGCUGCCUUAUGGGAGCUGGAGCCGCGGCUAUUGCGUCCCCUUUGAUCAAAUCCAUCGGCAUUGGAUGGACUGCUACAUUCAUCGCUGGCCUUUGGGUAUUGGGAAGUCCUGCUCUAUGGAUUGUUUACUACCGGGGGUACCGAUGGAGAAGGGAACUUACCCACGAGCACGAGGAUAAAUCUGAAAAUUCUUCUCAUGAUUUGUCAAUCCCGCCAAAAAAAUGA
Penicillium hordei is the source of this 1155-nucleotide messenger RNA. RefSeq lists its product as uncharacterized. NCBI's taxonomy places the organism in Eukaryota, Fungi, Ascomycota, Eurotiomycetes, Eurotiales, Aspergillaceae. The transcript has a single exon. Gene Ontology annotation, biological process: transmembrane transport. Gene Ontology annotation, molecular function: transmembrane transporter activity. The coding region runs from base 1 to 1155 and encodes 384 amino acids. The record is from RefSeq and is a predicted model, not a curated record.